AUGGUCAUCGGCCUUCUCAUCCUCACCUCCAUUCCUACCGUGACAGGUGUCGCCCAAGCCAUCCAUGGCCAAAAGAAGCACAGAGAGCGCGAGAAAGAUGCAAAGCGCAUGCAGAAAUUCUACAUCGAUGUGCACUGUGAAACUCAGAGCUCAAGGACACGGGAAAUCCACGAGAAAAGACUUGUUUUGAGAGAUGACCGUGUUUGGAUAGGGCCGCAUGAAGCUUUGAAUCCGUGUAAAGAAGGGUAUGUCGUGGAAGCGUUCUAUAUCGAGUAUCCCGAUAACGAAAGAGUUCCCGUCCCCAUUGGUCUCGUCAGCCAAGUUCGGGACGAUCCUCCACUGUUGAACUGGAUAUAUGUGGACAAAGACACGAUGGAAGUGAAAUAUGGCAACAAAUCGGCAAGCAUAGAGCACCACGUCGGACCGUGGGAUUGGACGGAAGACGAAGAGAGUAUAACUUUUGAUGAAACUGAGGCGUUUGUGGCUGUCGAAGACCCCUCGACGCGGCAGUGGCAACUAUACUAUGACAUGGAUAAUGACGGACUCAGUCGUUACGUACCAAAAGGAAGACCGAAGUUCCAGAUCAGCCUGGAGCGCACUUUGAUACCCGGGGCAGAGGGCGGAAAGUAA
This is a messenger RNA of Fonsecaea erecta, 630 nucleotides long. RefSeq lists its product as hypothetical. The transcript has 2 exons. The record is from RefSeq and is a predicted model, not a curated record. The coding region runs from base 1 to 630 and encodes 209 amino acids. Lineage: Eukaryota; Fungi; Ascomycota; Eurotiomycetes; Chaetothyriales; Herpotrichiellaceae.